Messenger RNA from Parnassius apollo (apollo), 3126 nucleotides. NCBI's taxonomy places the organism in Eukaryota, Metazoa, Arthropoda, Insecta, Lepidoptera, Papilionidae. The record is from the annotation of a GenBank genome assembly.
AUGACUACAAUAUCUUCUUAUAAUAACGACAAAGUUGUUGCCGGCGAGGUGGAAUAUCCAGCCAGCGAUCCUGCUUCUGGGGCGUUUUUCCAACCUGAUUAUAAGAAAAAUGAAGACCUAAAGAUCAUGCUUGAUGGAUCCAAGGAUUCACUGAAAUUAGAGGCCAUGAAAAGAAUAAUUGGGAUCAUUGCUAAAGGAAGAGAUGCUUCUGAUUUGUUUCCAGCAGUAGUGAAGAAUGUUGUAUCGAAAAAUAUUGAAGUAAAGAAACUUGUUUAUGUUUACUUGGUGAGAUAUGCAGAGGAACAACAAGAUUUAGCUUUGCUCUCUAUAAGUACAUUCCAAAGGGCAUUGAAGGACCCCAACCAGUUGAUCAGGGCCAGUGCAUUAAGAGUACUGUCGUCCAUCCGUGUCUCUAUGAUAGUACCGAUAGUGAUGCUGGCGAUACGCGACUCCGCAAGCGAUAUGAGCCCCUACGUGCGGAAGACUGCGGCUCAUGCUAUACCCAAAUUGUACAGCCUUGAUCCAGAGCAAAAAGAGGAGCUCGUGUUGAUCAUAGACAAGCUGCUGUCGGACAAAGCGCCGCUGGUAGUGGGCUCGGCUGCAAUGGCGUUCUCCGAAGUGUGUGGGGACAGGGUCAGUCUCAUACAUAAGAGUUACAGGAAGCUGUGCUCCUUACUAGCCGAUGUGGAUGAGUGGGGCCAGCUCGCCCUCCUCAAUGUGUUGACUGUAUACGCUAAAACUUGCUUCCCGGAUCCCAAUGAAGAGAACUACUCCAGCGACGACUCCGCCGACAAACCGUUCUACGAUUCCGAUAGCUCGGGAAGUCCAGGUCGCAAGUCCGCGUCUCCCAGUCUAGACCCGGACUUAAGAUUACUGCUCAGAGCCGCGAAACCGUUGCUGCAGAGUCGGAACGCCGGUGUAGUAAUGGCUGUCGCUCAACUCUUCUACCAUUGUGGACCUGCUCAAGAACUACCACCCGUUGCGAAAGCCAUGAUUCGUCUACUCCGGGCUCCAAUAGAAGUUCAAAGUGUGGUGCUCAACUCCAUCGCAGCGCUUACGGUCUCUAAACGGUCGCUCUUUGAACCAUUUCUGAAGUCGUUCUUCGUCCGCAACUCUGACCCGACCCACAUUAAGCUCCUGAAGCUGGAGAUCCUGACGAACCUGGCGACGGAAGCCAGCGCUCCAGUGGUCCUGCGGGAGUACCAGACCUACGUCACUUCCAACGACAAAGCUUUCGCUGCUGCCACCAUACAGGCUAUCGGAAGGCUGGCGGUGGCCAUACACACCGAGACUGAGACUUGCUUGAACGGACUCCUCCAUCUGCUUUCCAGUAAGGACGAGUGGGUGGUGUGCGAGGCGGUGGUGGUGGUGAAGCGCGUGGUGGGCGGCAGCGCCAGCUCGGCCGCGCCCGCCGUCUCUCGCGCCGCCAAGCUGCUGCGCUCCGACAGGCUGGCGGGCAACGCGCGCGCAGCGGCGGUGUGGCUGGUGGCGGAGCACGGCGCCACGCACCCGCGCGCCGCCGCCGUGCUUGCGCACAUGGCCGCCGCCUUCACUCACCAGGAAGAGUUGGUCAAACUCCAACUACUAUCACUAGCAGUAAAACUGUCCAUAACCCAACCGGACACGGUGGCGAUGUGCCGCUACGUGCUGUCCCUGGCACGAUACGACGCCAGCUACGACGUGCGUGAUCGGGCGCGUCUGCUACGCCGCUUUGUAGACCCGCCCCCCGGCUCUUUGCUACAUCAGUACGCGGCUAGCAUAUUCUGUCCGGACAAGCCGAAACCGACCAUAGAGAGCAAUUUUAGGGACCGACAGCAGUACACGGUAGGCUCGCUGUCGCAGUACCUGGGCAGCGCGGCCGCUGGCUACCGGCCACUGCCCGUCGCGCCGCGCGUCCCGCUGCCCGCCACGCUGCGAGACGCGCCCGCCGCGGCGCAGCAAGCGCAGCACGACAUACCCGCGCAGAAAAACAAGACCUUCUACUCGGAGCCAGACAACGACGGUUCAGGAUCAACAUCUUCAGGUUCUUCGUCUUCUAGCAGUUCUGAACAGUCAUCUGAUGAAGAGGAAGACGACAAAGAGGAGAAAAAGACUGAUAAAGGAAAUGAGACCAAUAAUUAUCGAUCUUCAAAUUCCGGCACUUCGGACAGCGAGACGGACAGCGACUCUUCGAGUUCGGACAACAGCAGUUCGGACAAGAGCUCAGCAGAAAGCAGCGAAGAACAACCCAGCAGUACAAAGAAAGAAGAAGUAACAAAACCAGACGCGGCGGUGCAACAACAGAAAAGUAAUGAGAAAUCCAAUCUAGAACUGUUGUUGGAGUUGGACGAAGUGGCGAGCUCUUUGCCCACCAUGACGCCCACCUGUGGGGGGUUCCUUUCCCCACCAACCACGACACCUAUGCAAGGGACUGGUGAUGCGGACAGCAUAGUGCCGGUGGGCGCCAGCUGGGCGGGCGGUGAGGCAGUGGAGCUGAUAUCGCGCGUGUCGUGCGGCGGACUGUGCGCGAAGCGGCGCUGGCCGCGCGCCCCGCACCUGUUCUCGCAGCGCAUGUGCACGCUGGAGCUCAGCUUCACGAACCACUCGCCCGCUGACGUCACCAACGUACGACUCAACAAGAAGACGUUAACCGGGUCCCGAGCAAUCCACGAAUUCGCGGCGAUCCCGUCGCUGGCCCCGGGCGCUUCGGCUAGCGUGACCAUGGGAGUAGACUUCGCGGACUCCAUACAACCAAUCGAAUUCACGAUCAUGAGCUCCCUAGGUGAGGUGGGAGUGUCAAUAACGCCACCUGUGGGUGAACUUAUGCGAGCGGUCACCAUGUCGGAGACACGUUGGGACACUGAGCACAAGAAACUGCGAGGAAUGACUGAGUGCGAUAAGAAGAUAGGGAAGCUGGAAGACGAACAGGCAAUCUGUAAGCGAGUGUUUGAAACUGCAAACGUAGCGGCUGUCACUUCCACGGGAAAUCUAUUGAGGUUUGCGGGCCGCAUGAUGUCGUCACAGGACCUGGUCCUGUUGUCCUUGCGGCUGGAGCCGGCCGCCAGCACGGUGACCGCUAACUGUUCUAACAUGGCCGUCGCCUCACUGCUCGCCAACGAUGUCGCACAAGCUUUAAAUAAACUCUAA